This is a messenger RNA of Microthlaspi erraticum, 1014 nucleotides long. Lineage: Eukaryota; Viridiplantae; Streptophyta; Magnoliopsida; Brassicales; Brassicaceae. The record is from the annotation of a GenBank genome assembly.
AUGGAGGCAACUGCUAUUUGGGGAGAAAUUGAACGUUCUGAGAGUUACCUCGUCUGCUCCAUGUAUGAAGAGGCAGAGUCACUAUCUUCCUCCUUACUGGAAAAAAUUCUUGGCAACACAGAUGCUUUAACCGAAGAAGCUCUUGGUGAUCAUCAGUUUCAUGACAUGUUGGAAUCCACGGGCAUGGUUUUAGUCCAAUCCUUGCAUGGACUCAACAGGACAGCUGAGAUUGUAAAUGAGUUGAGAGAAGUGUUUGGCGAGAUUGCAGCUAUUCCUGUCCAAGUUCUUCUCACUGGAAUAUGCCUUCAAGUAUCAAACGGUUCCUACUCGGGUGUACGUGAGAUUCUGGAAGAGUUCUUUAGCGUAUGGGUUUAUAAGGACGACCACUAUGUUCUAAAUGACACUGGAUUAAGUGCAAAAAGAUUCCAUGGGACAAGACAUUUGGAGAUUGAUGAGUACAUGGAAGUUGUGGAACUGUAUACCUUUGGAGUUCUUGGAAAAGUUUCAAACGACUUGGGUGUAGCCAUUUCAUGGGUUGAGAAAGCUGCACUGCCUGAGGAAAGAAGACAGGGGCUUUUGAGAAGAUUGCAUUCUUUACUUUCUCUCAAAACAGCCAAUGCUCCUGAGGCUAGCUCUAAAGAGGAAGAUCCCAAUGAUUCUUCUUAUGCUUUAGUGAAUAGUAACAAGUCUCUGGGUAGUGAAAAGAAUGAUGAGAUUGAUUCGCUCCUGAAACUCUCUAAACAACGUGAACAGUCGUCAAUUUGGUCAUCCCAUUCUCUAAGCAUCAAGCUUGGUGAUACCCAAUAUAGCAUGUCCAAGGGAAAAGUUGCCAUUAGCCUUGUUGGACUAAUCAUCUGUUAUGCUUUGAAGAGAAAACGAGCUGCUUUCUUACGGAUCAUUAGCCGACAAAUGGAGUCCAUGAAAAAAGCAAUUUUGGAUUUCUGGAAGCUAGCGUUUUCAUACCAAGUGAACCCUCUUGCAGCUAUCCAAUCCAUACCAAGCACCGCAACAUGA